Molecule: messenger RNA, 5208 nt
Organism: Diprion similis
Lineage: Eukaryota; Metazoa; Arthropoda; Insecta; Hymenoptera; Diprionidae
Product: ATP-binding cassette sub-family C member 10
Exons: 17
Coding region: 153-5078 (1641 amino acids)
Biological process (GO): transmembrane transport
Cellular component (GO): membrane
Molecular function (GO): ABC-type transporter activity; ATP binding; ATP hydrolysis activity
Source: RefSeq, a predicted model, not a curated record
CAAGCCGUCGGCUCGAUAUUUGUUGCACAAGACUAUUCUCAGGACGAGUUCGCAUUCAAUUGAUACCACAGAUUGAGAAAAGUGACAGCGGGGGAAACGGAGAGGUUUACUAUGAAGAACAGCUCGUGAUACAAGUUUCUCAUUUCAUCAGAAUGGACUAUAUGGAUAUGGAUGACGAUGAUAAUGGACUAUGGCGCUGGAAUUGGACUGAGCUGUGCGGGAUCAGAGGUAGCAUAAGACCGAUUAAUCCCAAUACACACGACCUUGGCACGUGCUUUCAACAAUUAUGCCUUCAGAUCCCAGUCCUUGCUUUGUUGGCAAUGCUAUCAGCCUACUAUUGCGGAAAACGGACAAUGUUGAUAGCACGAUCAAACCGUGUUUAUUAUGUAAUUGUGCUCAGACUUUUUAUAACCGCGUGUCUAGCGUUGCUGCCUAUCAUCAAAGCGUACAUUAUAUUGAGCAAUGCAACAACGCUUCCCUUGCAUAGUUCCAUUGUGACUAUAAAUAAUAAAAGUGUUGACAGUGACAACACACUGGAUAUUCCAUUCAUCAUGGUCAGUAAGCCUAGGACGGAAGCGAAUGAACCUGCCAUUGUUUUAGAAGCUGAAGAAAUGAUGAGAAAAAAUAGUACCGUGGUCAAAGGCAUUUUGAAUGAAAACAACAGUCUUCCCCAUGCUACGACAAGUGCUCCAGCUUUUCGAGGAGCUACCUAUAGUUAUGUAGUAUAUAACAACAUCGAAAACAUAGCCACAUCGGCAAAGCCUAUUGAUUACUUGGUUGCCGGAACUGAAGGUUUAGCUUGGGUUGUUCAUUUCUGUUUUGUAUUAGGACUUAGCAAUGGAAAUCAGUUUAACCCACGCGGUCCUGUGUCCAUCAGAGCUUUAUUUUUUCUAUUAAUGGGUAUUUCUAUUUUGCUGUUACGUUCUCACGUCAAACACACUCCGCUUGAUGAUACACUGCCGAAUCUUUCACUUGGAUUCAGCAUCGCCACUGUGACGCUCUUAAUCUUGUACGCUAUAACGCUAAUCCCAGGCAGUGCAAGCCUCGUCGAACAUAGUCAGAUCGGGGAGCACACAGCUCUCUUGAACAGUCCUGGGCAUCCUGUUUCGUUCUUUCACUAUGGCUUUCUCGAAGAGAGGGACCCGAGUUAUCUCGGGACUGCUAUGGAAGAUACAACUGUCAUUUCAAAGCUGCUGUUUCACUGGGUUACGCCGCUUAUGCAAAAAGGGGUAAAAGGGCUGCUUAAUCACUCUGAUGACUUGUACGACCUCCCUGUUGAUGUCAGCACCUCUAGUGUCAGUCAUGAUGUGAAUCGCUACAUCCAUGAUAAGAUCCAGAAACGAAGAGAUUACGUCAAUGUUGACGCAACUUCGGCAUCAUAUAUUCCAGAAACAUUAAUCAUGUCAGAAGCACCUCGCGUUUCGUUAUUGAAACUCUUGCACAAGUGUUUUGGUAUCCAAUGUUACGCCGUUGGUAUUUUGAAAUUUGUUGCCGAUUGUUCCGGGUUUAUGGGACCCAUAUUGCUAAAUCAACUGGUUGGAUUUAUUGAAGAUAAAAGCGAGCGACUUUCACUCGGUUACAUGUACGCAGCCUUACUUUUUUUAUCUACACUAGUAGGAGCCUUUUGCAAUUCUCACUUUACUUUCUGGAGUUCGGUUAUUGGAUUGAAAAUGAGAGCGGCUAUAGUCACAUUAGUGUACAGAAAAACUUUGCAUUCUUCCAAUGUUGAGUUAACAAAAAAAUUCACAUUCGGAGAAAUUGUUAAUUUCAUGAGUACAGAUGCCGACAGAAUUGUCAACAGUUGUCCAAGUUUGCACACUUUAUGGAGUAUUCCUUUGCAGUUGAUCGUAACUUUGUACCUUCUGCAUAAUCAAAUAGGAAUAUCAUUCCUUGCUGGAGUCGCAUUUGCGAUUAUUUUAAUUCCCAUAAAUAAGCUUAUUGCAAACAAAAUUGGAGCUUUAAGUACAAAGCUAAUGGACUGCAAAGAUAAGAGGGUGCGAUUAAUGGGUGAAACAUUACGUGGUGUGACUACAAUAAGAUUUAAUGUUUGGGAGGAGUAUUUUCUUGACAGAAUUCUGAAAUUGAGAGAAAGCGAAGUGAAAUACCUGAAGGGAAGGAAGUACUUGGAUGCUCUAUGCGUCUACUUCUGGGCCACAACUCCAGUGCUAAUUUCCAUUCUAACAUUUGCCACUUAUUCACUGCUCGGCAAUAAUCUAGAUGCUAGAACAGUCUUCACCAGUAUGGCAUUGUUGAAUAUGUUGAUUGGACCAUUGAAUGCGUUUCCAUGGGUUUUGAACGGCCUAACCGAAGCGUGGGUCUCAAUAAAAAGAAUCCAAAGGUUUAUGGGAUUACCAGAUUUAGAUGCAGACGCAUAUUAUUCGGAUCCGCCCGUCGGAAUAGAUGUUAUGCUGAGGAAUGCCACUUUCAAAGUUAACACUCAACAAACUUUUUCGCCACCUAUUCCUGCUUCAAACAACAUGGUCAGUCCUGCAUCCAGUUCGGAUAGCCGAAAAAUCGUCACAUUCGAGGAUGAGAAUUCAUUUACUCUGCAGGAUAUUAACAUCACUAUUCCGAAGGGUCAAUUGAUUGGUGUAAUGGGAAAAGUAGGAAGUGGCAAAUCCACUUUGCUGGAUGCUAUCUUAGCUGAAAUCACUAAAGAGGAUGGAAUCAUUGCUGUUAACGACCUGGACAAGGGAUUUGCCUACGUUAAACAGAGCCCGUGGCUCCAGAGAGCCACGGUUCGGGAUAAUAUUCUCUUUGGUAAAGCAUACGACCACAGCAAGUAUAAAAAUGUUUUGAAAGCAUGUGCUUUAACCGAAGACUUGAACAAUCUACCGAAAGGGGAUUUGACUGGAGUUAGUGAAUCUGGUGACAGUUUGAGCGGAGGUCAGAAGACUAGGAUAACAUUAGCGAGAGCCGUUUAUGCGGACAAAGACAUAUACCUUCUCGAUGAUAUAUUAGCAACUUUAGACUUGAAAGUAGCGAAUUACAUUUUCCAAGCGGUGAUACUUGGUGUGUUGAAAGACAAAACGAGAAUCCUGUGCACCCAUCACACGCAGUAUUUAAUACACGCUAAUUCAGUGGUACACAUGUCCAGAGGCAGAAUCAUUAAUCAAGGAAAACCGAGUGAUGUUUUGCCCGACUUGGAAGAGUACUUGUUGGCCACAGAUUCGAUCGAUUCAGACCUGGAAGUAGCUUCUGUGAAAGAAUUACCCGAGGAUAUUGGUACAGUGGAUUCAGCCGAUAAGGAUUCGCUGCUUGGUGAAGAAUAUUUUGAAACAGGAACCGUUCAGUUCAACGUCUACACGUUUUACUUAAAGUCGAUAGGAAAUUAUCUGGUCAUAUCGAUAUUUUUGUCAAUAAUAUUAAUGCAAGGAUCGAGAAAUUUCACAGACUUAUGGUUGUCGUACUGGGUUACGCAUGUAAAUACGACAAUCAACUCCACCGACUCCGGCCAGCAGCAGAUGGGAAAGUUGUUUUCGUUUUUGGACGAGUAUGAAACAAACGAUGUCAAAUACUACUUGACGAUUUACGGAAUUCUCGCCACAGUCAAUUCUUUCUGCACUCUUCUCAGGGCAUUUUUGUUUGCCUACGGUGGUAUUCAAGCCGCGAUCACAAUUCACAAACAGCUUCUGAAAAUAAUAUUAAAGGCUAGGACUACAUUCUUCGACAUCCAUCCUCUGGGAAGAAUAUUGAACAGAUUCUCAUCUGAUACAUACACAGUGGAUGACUCGCUGCCAUUCAUUGCCAAUAUUUUACUCGCUCAAUUCUUUGGCCUGGUCGGAUCCAUAAUCAUCACCAUCUACGGCUUGCCAUGGAUAUUUCUAGUCCUCGCACCAUUAGUGCCGAUGUAUCAUUGGCUGCAAAACCAUUACAGACUGACUUCAAGGGAACUCAAAAGGUUGUCGAGCACAACUCUUUCCCCAGUUUACGGUCACUUCAACGAAACACUGCAGGGUCUGAGUAGCAUCAGAGCAUUCAGAGCGACGUCCCGAUUUAAGAGAGAGAACGAAUUGUUUGUAGAAGCGAAUCAGAAAUCACAAUUCGCUUCGAUAGCUGCAGCUCAGUGGUUGGCUUUGAGGCUGCAGUUUAUAGGAGUCGCUCUUCUGGGCGGCGUUGCUGUGAUCGCCGUAAUUCAACAUCAGUUCGACGUUGCUGACCCAGGAUUAGUUGGACUGGCCAUUGCCUACGCUCUCUCCAUCACCGGGCUUCUAUCUGGAGUUGUAAACGCGUUCACAGAGACCGAAAGGGAAAUGAUUGCUGUCGAGAGAGUGAAACAGUACUUGGAAAAUACCCCCUGCGAACCUGGGAAUGGCGAUCAUCCACCGUAUGCAUGGCCCAGUCAAGGCGUUGUCGAGUUCAAAGAAGUCGUUCUUAAGUACAGAGAACAUUUAGCACCUUCUCUGAACGGAGUUUCAUUCAUGACAAGACCUGCUGAAAAAAUUGGGGUCGUGGGGCGAACAGGGGCUGGAAAAAGUUCGAUUUUAGUAUCUCUGUUCAGGCUCAUUGAGAUCGAAUCUGGAAAAAUAUUAAUUGACAAUGUAGAUACAAUGGGUCUCAGCUUGAAAGCGUUGAGGUCACGUUUGUCAAUAAUUCCUCAGGACCCGUUUCUGUUUCUUGGCACUAUUCGAGAAAACAUUGAUCCGUUGAACCAGUUUCCAGACUCUCAGGUGUACAAGGCAUUGGAAAAAUGCAAAGUUCAUUCACUGGUUCAUCGGAUGGGCGGACUUGGAGCUGUUCUAGAUGAAGGUGGAAAAAAUCUAAGCGCUGGCCAGAAACAACUGUUUUGCUUGGUCAGAGCAGUUUUGCAUAAUGCGAAGAUUUUGUGUAUCGACGAAGCGACAGCAAACGUUGACCAACAGACAGAUAAAUACAUUCAAACAACGAUCAAGUCUUCAUUCAGAAGCGCGACUGUAAUUACAAUUGCUCACAGGAUAAGGACGAUUCUUCACUGCGACAGAGUCUUGGUAAUGGGUGAUGGGGAAGUACUCGAAUUCGACGAACCAGACAUCCUGAUGCAAGAUUCGACUUCGUACUUUUAUCAACUUGCGAGCCAAGAGUUUUCUGACAAAGAGUGAUUUUGGUAUAAUGUGACAUGUUUGAGUCUCUGCUCUGCCUGCAGAAUUCAAAUAUUACGUUGUACAACAUACGACGUAAUAGUUUUUCGAUUGUGUGACUGUAUGAAAAUAUAGUGAUAUUUAGUGUUAC